Molecule: messenger RNA, 2177 nt
Organism: Solanum verrucosum
Lineage: Eukaryota; Viridiplantae; Streptophyta; Magnoliopsida; Solanales; Solanaceae
Exons: 4
Coding region: 9-2177 (722 amino acids)
Molecular function (GO): zinc ion binding; nucleic acid binding
Source: RefSeq, a predicted model, not a curated record
AACUUAAUAUGGUAUUUGAAAAUGUAAAAAAAUUUAGAGAAGCUUUGAGCAAGUAUGCAAUUGAGAGAGGUUGUCAACUGGAUAAGAUCCACAAUGAUCAAAGAAGGGUCAGAGUAAAAUACAAAGCUAAUGGCUGUCCUUGGAUACUUUAUGCAAGCAAAGAUUUCAAAUCUUCCGAUUUCAUUAUAAAAACCUACAAUCCUAGACAUAAGUGUUAUAGGACCAAUACCAACACAAUGUCCAACUCUAAGUUUUUGGCUAAGUACUAUAAAAGUAGAAUUGUUUCUCAACCUUGCAUAAAGGGAUGGGAAAUACAAGAUUUGGUCAGGACAGACAUGGGAUUGUAUGUUGGUAAGUUCGUGUGUUUGAAGGCCAGAAAAAUGGUGUUGAAAAAGAUAAUGGGUGAUCAUGUUGCUGAGUUUAGUAGAAUCUAUGACUAUAGAGAUAUGCUUCUUGAAUCAAAUCCAGGAAGCACUUGUGUGGUGAAAGUGACAAAUUGUGAUGAUGGAAAAAAACUCUUUCAUUCCUUUUAUAUUUGUUUUUCAGCUUUGAAAAAAGGAUUCAUUGAGGGUUGUAGAAAGUGCAUUGGGUUAGAUGGUUGUUUUUUGAAGGGAAUAUCUAAAGGCCAGCUACUUGUUGCUAUUGCAAAGGAUGGGAAUAAUCAGAUGUUCCCAAUAGCAUGGGCUGUUGUUGGAACUAAAAGUAGAGAAACUUGGACUUGGUUUUUGAGAAUCUUGAAAUCUGAUUUGGACAUUAAUGAUGAAGGAGAAGGAUUGACUAUCAUAAGUGAUAUGCAAAAGGGAUUAUAUUUAGCUGUUCAGGAGUUGCUUCCAGAAUGUGAACAAAGAAUGUGUGCAAGACAUAUACUUGCAAACUGGUCAAAAAACUGGAAAGGUGUUGAGGAAAGAAAGAGGUUUUGGGCUUGUGCUAGAUCAACAUUUGAAGCUGAACUCAGGAAGAACUUGGAUAAAUUAGCACAAUUAGGCAAAGAUAUUUCUAAUGACUUGGUAAACUUCAAUCCUAAUAGAUGGUCCAAAGCACAGUUUAGGACAUCCUCAAAAUGUGACAGUGUGGAUAACAAUAUGGCUGAAAGUUUUAAUGCUUGGGUGUUGGGUGCUAGGCACAAGACUAUCAUCAGUAUGCUUGAAGAAAUAAGGAAAAAGGUAAUGAAUAGAUUCACUAAAGUGACAACAUUUGUAAAUAGUUGGACUCAUGACAUUUCUCCAAUGGCAAUGUUGGUGCUAAAUACAAAUGUGAAGAAGUCAAUGAGGGUGGAAAUUAGUUGGAAUGGUGAUAUUGGGUAUGAAGUGAAGGAUAGUCCAUAUAUACAUGUGGUUAACCUAAUUCAAGGAACUUGCACUUGUAGAAGUUGGGGAUUGAAAGGGAUUCCUUGUGCACAUGCAAUAGCAGCUAUACAUCACGAUAAAGCUAAUCUCCUUGACUCGGUUUGUAAGUGGUACAAAAAAGAAACCUACCUGAAAGCUUAUAAACAUUUUUUACAACCAGUAACAAACAUGAAGAUGUGGCCCGAGACAUUGAAUCCAAAAGUUGAGCCACCUCCUGUUAGGAAAAUGCCAGGAAGGCCUGGUAAAAAAAGAAAGAAGGAACUUGGAGAGGUACCAAGUUCUGGAAAGCUUCCAAAGAGGGGAAAAACCAUGAAUUGCUCCGCUUGUAAGUCAAAAGGUCACAAUAUAAGAACAUGUCCAAACAAACCUCCAGCCACUUCAGAGGGUAUUGCUACAUCACAAGCAUCUGCCAGUAGUAAAAGAAGUGGCAAGCAGAAAUCUCACCCCACUCAAGCAGUGCAACAAUCUCAAUCUUCUGAACCAUCUCAAGCAAUAGUGCAAAGUGACAGUGGUAAUAGAAAAGGUGCAAAUAAUGCAUUUAAGAGGCCAAGAGUAGUGGGUCAUGGAGUAUUUGUGAGCAAAGAUGGUUUUAUUUGUGUCGAGCAAGGAAGAUCUAUUAGUAGGGUAAUCAAGAGUGGAGCACAAGAGAAACUGAUAAGUUCAGCUAUUGUCACCGGUGACCUUAGGUAUGCACCAAGUAAAUGUCUUAAAUGGAAGGGGAAAAGUGCUAUCACAGGAAGACAACUUCAACAUAAAAGUGCUUUGCUUAGACAGAAGAACAUCAAGUCACAAACUUCAUCACAAGGUGCAACAAGAACUAAAGGUGUUUAG